Molecule: messenger RNA, 10532 nt
Organism: Rhipicephalus sanguineus (brown dog tick)
Lineage: Eukaryota; Metazoa; Arthropoda; Arachnida; Ixodida; Ixodidae
Product: mucin-17
Exons: 13
Coding region: 1294-4701 (1135 amino acids)
Biological process (GO): protein dephosphorylation
Cellular component (GO): protein phosphatase type 2A complex
Molecular function (GO): protein phosphatase regulator activity; calcium ion binding
Source: RefSeq, a predicted model, not a curated record
CUCGCCCACCACCGGGACCCUUAUAAGGACGCGGCGACACUUAUAGCAGCAGCCGCCGCACGCAGGAGCUGCGGCGGCGGCCCUGCCUGCCGCGGGUCCCGCCGCUAAGCUGCGCGCGCGAGUGCGGCUGACGCUUUGCCGCACGGCUGCCCCGAGGCGCUGCCGUAGCAGCCGCUGCUCCUUCGGCGCUCGGCCGCUGCCACCGCCCUGGGACACAGACCCGCAGCAGCCGGAGCUUUUUUUAGGAAGAGCGAGGAAGACGGCGGACCGCGUUUCGCCAGGCCGACGUCGUCAUCUCCCACCGCCGCUUGAGAGAGGAGUUGCGUGUCCUCUUCUCUGCAUCCCGCAGGCGCCUCCGCAUCAUCUCGUCGACUCUGCGGCUGCCGAUUGUACGUUCGACAGACCGAUGUGACUUGUGAUCGCGCCGUGUGGCUAUUACUUUCUUUCUUUUCUUUUUUUUUUACUUUUUGCUUCUGCAAGCUCUUCCUCCGUUUCCUCGAGGCUGGGAUCUUCCACCGUGUGCUGCCACACCGAAGAACUUGAGCUAUUCGUAACGUGUCUGUGACUCGUGCGAGGUGCUUUAUUUAAGACUGCUGAGCCGUGCGAGGUGCGCGUGUGAGUCAACCGUGUUGCCAGCCCGGGCCAGCCAGCGACGCCUGCGUCGUUGUCGGUUCUUCGGCUUAUAUCUUCAUCGGGAGUAUACGCCAUCGAAUUUCUUCGCACCGUGCCUUUCGAACGUGCUUGCGAGACGCAGCAAUUCCCUUUCUUUUCUAACUUUCUUAUAUUUUUUUACGUGCCCUUUUCUGCACCGAGUGCCUCAUUUUUGCGACCUACGUCCACUGCUCACAACUUUUUCUCUUUCCUUUUAUGUGUGUUUGUGUUCAAGCGUUUGGUGUGAGUGUGUGAGUGUACCGCUGCCGUCCUCGGAUACCGCCUCGCAGAGAGUCUUUCGUGUCUGGAAAGAAAACCGUGCGUCUCCUUGGCGAGGUUCUCCCUCUCCCUACUCUUCUCUGAGACACGGUCGCCGCGUUGCGCUUCCUACUUCAUUUAAAGUGGUGCCAUUUUGCGACAGAGCUCUGCUGCGUGUCGUUGUUUCUGCCGUGUCAAGUGCACUUAUUCUCGCCCCCAUGAAUUCAAACGCUAAGCGCCCGACAACGACCUCAACGCUGGUGGCGAAAGCGAAUGCUGGACCGUGCGACUUGGAGGAUGCGCUGCUACGCCGGCCUGCCGCGGCGCUUGCGAGAAGCCUCGUGAUGGCAUAAGAUAGAAAGCAGAGAAAGUAAGAAGGAGAUUAUGCUGAGCUAUGCGUGCUGCCAAUACGUGGUGACGAGAGUGACCCUGUACCACAGCGCAUUGGUGGACUUGUCUCGAAGUCGUUCGGUGCACGCGGUCGAACACGAACCCUGCUGUCCGGAUCCGCAGUUUAUAUCGGCGAACGAUUGCAAAGCCGUGCACUACGGUGUGUGCUCGCCCUUGCUAAAGCUUCCAUCGUUCUCGGUGAGGCCGGCUUCGCCCGCCAUCAUCAUGGCGCCGCAGCCUCCGAGGCCCCAGUCGGCAACAUCUACGGCAACGGACUUGAGUAUAGACGGGCUGGAUCCCGUCCAACUCUUGGCCGUUGAUUUGGAAGGCAAGCUCGAAGCGCUGGUCAACUCUUUCGUCGCUCAGGACAAAGUGAAAACCGCUGCCAGGAAGUCCAAGACAGCCAUGGCUUCCUCCCAGGCUUCGGCCGCUAAGAAGCUGGCUUCGAACCAGUCUUCCGGAGGAGCUGGCACUUCGAGCGUUGUGCCGUCGUCGUACGGAGGGAAGCAAGAGUCAAAACCUUCCGUGAAAGACGACUUGACUAAAAAGCGACUCAAAAGCGCUGAUCCAGAAGCGAAGACAGCGAGCAAGACGAACAACGACAAAUUGGCCAGCGACGCUGCGCCCAGAAAAGUCGGCACUGUCCUGGUGACAUCGGGUACAGGAGUGACUACUAAAAAGGACGUAACCGCUCGCGUCACGUCUGCAGGAACUAAGACACCAGUGACAGAUGCGCCCACUUCGAAAGAUCUUACGUCCAAUCUGAAGACCUCAAAAUUGACUCCCGCUUACAAUUCGCACGAGAGCGAUGCGGCUAAAAUGAGAGCCGACAAGCCGACCUCGAAGACGAGGUCUCUUCUCACAGUAGAUGGACACGAACACAGCCCUUCUUCAGACGCUUCAACAGACAGCGAGAAAACUGAGAAAUCGCCUUCUCCAACUCCUGGCAGUCAGAGAAAGGUGUUCAAGCUGUCACCACCGAGCGUCAUAUCUCUAGUCACUGGAGCUCCUAAACCUUCGACGCCUCCGCCCCCUACCUUCAGCGCCACGUAUGUUCCAGCCGUGACGCCCUCGAAAUCGACAACAACAGCGGCGGCUGACAAUGUGACAGUGCGAGACUCACCAUCUUUGAAAGCGUCUCCUGUGAAGGACAGUGCUAAGGAAACCUCUGCCAGGCUUUCGAGCCAACCCAGCGGCCCCAAAGAGCCCAGCCCUAAGGCUUCUAGUCAUCAGCCGUCUAAGGCGGCAAAAUCGGACAGUGGCAGUGUUUCCAAAGAAAGAAAGACGGCGCAAUCUCCAUCUUCGCCGACCCCUAAGCCUGUGAUCGCCGUGAAGCCUGUUAGCGGCAACAGGAAUGCGUCUGCGGCCACCUCCGCGGCCAUGGAUUUCGCCAAGUCUCGGUUCCAGGGUCUCCCCGAACCAAAACAAUUCGAGGAACUUUUCAAGCAGAAGCCCUGCAGGAACGGCCACGUGGUGAACGAUGCCAAGAGCCGCUGGGAGUCGUUGACCUCUCCGAGCUCUACGGCGGAACAGCUGUGGCCCAACAGCGUCGAGAGCAGCAGGAGCAGCAGCGCUCCCGUCGCGAUCCCUGGAAGCAAUGGCAAUCACGACCUGCAAGCGCCUGAUUUGGACUCGCCGCUGUCGACCUCCCCGAGGCGACUAAACUCGCCGGAGGCGCUGUUCCUGGAGGCCAGUUCACCGCCAAGCAUCCCGCACCCGCGGCUCACGUCAUCGCAGAAGCAGCACAUCCGCGAACGCUCGCUGUCACCCACCGAGCGCGUUCACAUGCACGUGCCCGUGCGCCCUUUUCUGACCAAGGGUUCGGUGGCCGAGCGCGUGUUGCUCUUCGAGCGUUGCCCGGAGCGCGCCGGCCUGGAGCGCACGCCUGCGCCGGCUAAGGCCAGCAAGCAGACUGUGUACAACGCCUGGAAACAACACCACGGCGCAGCGGACGCCCACUCUGGAUCACAGAGCCAGCACGAGAAGGCAUUCGUGGAGUCCCAGACGGCCUCGCUUAAGCGGGUGGUGCGCUCGUCGACCAAGCAGGCGAGCUGCAUACCACGCUUCUACUACCCGGCCGGCAAGCCCAUGACGCCCACGCAGCUGGACGCCCACCUGCUCAAGGUCAAGGCGGCCUUCGCCAGCCUCAGGGAUGGACGGGCCACCAGGACCAACUUCAGCGCUAUCAUCAGGGCGUGCGGUGUGCCUCUCUACUGGAAGAUGCCGCUGUUCGCAGCCUGCGGGGGAGAGGCCCGCAGUUACGUCACCAGUGACGUGUUCAUCGAUUUCUGGAAGAGGAUAGUGUCCACUGGUCGCGACGAACCGACGUGGUUCGUCAAGAUCCUCAGCAAAGCCACCAGGAACUACCUGGUGCCCGAGGACUUUAUUCCCAUGAUGCAGGACGUGAUAGACACCCAUCCGGGACUCACAUUUCUCAAGGAAGCCGUGGAGUUCCACUCGAGGUAUAUUAAUACGGUAAUUGCUAGGAUAUUCUACUGUGUAAAUAGAUCGUGGAGUGGCAGGAUCACCAUUCCCGAACUCAGGAAAAGCAACUUCUUACAGGUACUGUCCUUGCUGGAGGAGGAGGAGGACAUCAACCAGAUCACCGAGUACUUCUCGUACGAGCACUUCUACGUCAUCUACUGCAAGUUCUGGGAGCUGGACAAGGACCACGACCUGUACAUCGACCGGUACGACCUGUCCAGGCACAACGAAGGAGCCAUCUCUAUGCGGAUGAUCGACAGGAUCUUCUCCGGCGCCGUGACGCGGGGUGCCGUUCAGAAAGAAGGGAAGAUGAGCUACAGCGAGUUCGUCUGGUUCAUCAUGUCCGAAGAAGACAAACGGCAUCCGAGGAGCAUCGAGUACUGGUUCCGAUGCAUGGACAUUGACGGCGACGGGUAUCUAUCGAUGUACGAGCUGGAGUAUUUCUACGAGGAGCAGCUCACACGCAUGGAAGCGCUGGGCAUCGAGACCCUGCCCUUCAGCGACUGCCUCUGUCAGAUGUUGGACAUGGUGCAGCCCAAGCAAAAGGGCAAGGUGUCGCUGGCCGAUCUGAAGAGGUGCAAGAUGACGCCCAUCUUCUUCGACACCUUCUUCAACCUCGAGAAGUACCUGGACCACGAACAGCGUGACCCCUUCGCCUCGCGGGACCAUGACGGAGACGGAAUGGAGAUUUCCGAUUGGGACCGGUAUGCUGCCGACGAGUACGAGCUUCUGGUGGCCGAAGAAGGGAACUUCGAAAAUCACGAACUCCUGUACAGCGACUACGACCCGGACGACGACAACCUGUCUCCGAACCUAGAGAAGCUCGCGGCGCCGCUGCGCUGCCGGACGGGCCGUCAGGGACGCCUGGACGACGACGAGUACGACUAUGCGGAGUCGGACACCGACUACCACUACUGAGACUACGCAUACGUAUACUCCAACCGACAAGAGUGACGGAACUGAAACAGCGUCUACCGAUGCGGUGCACGCGGACUGCAUCCUCUUCAAGAGAACUCCCGUAUGACUCAGACGCGUACAGUCCAACGGACUCGACAGUUUGGACGCGGACUCUUAUGCGUGCCUCACACUGUGUGAUCUAAAUGAUUCCACGGCAGGGCUGUUGCACUUCGCCGAAGUUAUGCAGGAAAACUAUGCACAAAGUCGCUAUUUCUAAUUGUCGCGCUUCGAGGAAGGUCGCGUUCGCAGUUUUUCCUGGACAACCAUGGAAUGCCAAAAAAACGCGAAUCAUUGACCACAAGUCACGCCGAAAGCACGUAUGUGCUUUCAUCCAAGCCCUACCAGGUCCGAUUCGCGACCAAGCUUCGGAAGACACCUCGGAAGAGAUGUUGAAGUUUAGCGAGAAGUCCAGCACGCCCUGUCUCACUUGUCCUCUGUACAUGCUCUCCUGCUGGACGUCCCUUUUCGUACAUCCGUCCAAGUUAAUUUAACCGUUUUGUGGAGCGCCGAAGGCGAAGCCGCAGGAAUGGGGGAAGCCCUCUUGCUUGUUUGGAUGCUGGCCACUGCGAGAUCUCUCUGGAACUUCGAUGCGAGCAAAGAACAACACACGCUGCCAAAGAAUACCAUCCCUUCCACAAGAGAACCAGCUGAGGGCCAUCGUGAGCCAUCGCCCGUGGCGUGCGCCCAGUGUGCCGAGGACAUAUGAAACGUUUCUUUUUCUUUUGCGAUGAUCUUGCACGUGCCUCGACUUGUUUUAACCUGCAUCGACGAAGGCCUGGCGCCAGUCUCUACAUAAGGCACAGUGCUUGAUGCUACAGAACACACCCUUUUUUUACGUGAAUCUUUUUGAUCGUGUGCAAGUGGACACAGAUCGAGCACGCCCCUCUAAUGAUCUUGUCGUCAGAUCAGUCGUGCCCGGUUGACUGCACUCACGUCGCAUCGAGGUUUCAGUGUAUCCACAGUGAUCGCUUAUAUUCAUUGGAAGAUCUUCGACGUCCAUCGGCUCGCUGAUGCUUCAAGAUGUGUCGUUCACGGAUCGCGGCUUUUGUGCGUGUGGUGCCUUUGAGAUUUCAGUGCUACAGGUGAUGGUUUCUUUGUGUACGGAUAGGUGGUCAGUGGUCACGUAAUGCUCUACGUCCUGGUAGACGUUUCGAACAUCUGACGUGAACGAAUGGGGCAAGCUGGAAAGCAGGGCACUUUCUAACCAAGGAUUAAGGUUUCGCACUGUGCGCCGCGGAACGAUCCUUGUCUCAUAUUUUGUCAGUGCAAGGACUCACUGAUUAGUCUCGAGUGACUGUGCAAGUCACGCGGGCGUUGUCGCUACAUGGCGGCCGAUGCGCCUGUUCAUGCCCCGCUAUCUGAUAAGCGACUUGGAACCGCUGAUUAUGUAUCGGGGCCGCUGUAGAUAACGCCUGUCUUUUUAUUGUUGUGUCACCCGAGUAAGCGCUUUUGUGACGCGUCGUCGCGCAGUUUUUGGUGUUUCUCUUUUGUUUGUUUGAGAUUUAUUGCGGGAAAUGUCUGUUCUGUAGUUUGUCGAGAGGCCGUUCAGUCUCCUUAUCUUGAUUUCAUAUAUAUAUCUCACUUUCUCUUGCCAUGUGCAAAGUCAUGCUGUCCUGGGGUGUGCAAAUGGUCACUUAUGUGUAGAAUAUAUUUGAUAUAUUCCCCUUGUUUUGGGGGACUGCUUCGGGGGACUGCAACAGAGUGGGCAGAAUGGUUACACUGGUAAUCUAUUACGACUAUAUUUAUUGUUACUGUUAUGGUAGAUAUAUAAAAGGUUGUGCAAAUAUAUAUGCGUGUCUGGAGAAAUGUUGUGGAGGUUUUUUAGAAGAAACUGGGAAAGAGGGUGAAAAUGAAUAGUCUGACGCAUAGUGAAAAAAAUAUAUGCCGGCUUUAUAUAUUUUGUGCGGAGAAAGGCUUGAAUGCUGGUGAUAGAAACAUUCGCCUUAAAAAAAAAUACGGCUAUACAUGUAAGUGCCAAAAACACGCACCAGUUCAAGCACAACUGUUCUUUAAACUGAUGGCUGGCUAAGUCUUGAAAACGCGACGUAUAGCGGGUGUACAUUGUUUUUUUUUUUCGGGGGGGGGGGGGGUGUAGUUCCUGUCAUUUCUAAGUUUAGAAUAUAUAAGGAUAUAUAUAUAAGGUACAGGAUAAAUAAGGUAUGGGGAUAUUAGGCAUGCUGUGGUGCAUGUGCGACCCUCUCCCAGUUUUCCGCGUAACGAUAUCCAAGGCCGAUAUGAAGGUUCCACGACGAUUCCACGAACGAGUCUUUACGCUCUGUUUCACUCACGUUGAAGAUUUUGCAAGCCGUAUAUGAUGUAAGCAAACACUCGUGUCGAGUGUGUUCGGUGGACAAUGGGCAGGCGGUGCAUGUAAACUCCCUGCCAAAGAAAGAAUGUCAUCUACUUAUAGUUCUUUGCAUCGUUCCAGUGUUAGGAUUCAGCGCAUCUUAUUCGCACGGUGUAAUUCGUCGAAAGUGUAUAUAGGUCUCUUUGCGCCGCCUUCAUUCGGGUCUGCAUGUAAAUUUUAUGAAGAGGUAUUGCGAAUCUUGACUUUGCCCUCUUGGAGAUCUGUCGGAUUUUGGGCCUAAUCAAACUCGGAGCUGGAGUGGCCCGAGCUUCUGAGCUUCGAAGCUUUGAUCGUUUUUCUUUUUUUUUUUGUAUUUUACAGCGUCGUUUUAGAGGCACGAAAGCGCAUUUUCAGGUCACAGAAACCGUACAGAAAUACAAAAAAAAACUUUUUUCUAGGAACGCGUUACCAGGAGCGUAAAAAAGGGCUAAUGUCGAGGGCUUUUCUUCAGCGUCUGACUAUCGCACAGUUAUAUUGUAAAAUAACAGACGUGUGACAUACGUACUAGUCCACGCAUUGCAUGAGCCAAAAUAAAGCGCCACCGAACUCGAAACAAGGAAAGUGCAGACAUCAUUUUGCCAGACCACGGACCUAUUCGCCCCGAUUUUCGUUGGAGAGCUGGUAACCCUGCCUGUGAUGCUAUGGAAGACAGUGUGUUCAAGAAGGGACGUUUAUAGGUGGCGCCACUGUUGCUCGCAUUUAAUUGAGAACUGUAUACACGGUCUCAUCGCCAUCGUUCAGAUCACACGCUCAUUGCGCAGCAGCAUGAAUCUUGUCGCAUAAUGAUCACGUGUGACACCGUAUCACACUACCACCUGCCGCUAACGAGCUCUUAAGUCAGAACGCCAGCUGUACACCAGACUGGACGCACAGCCGCAUGGUGGCGCCGCAGUCGCUGAGACUGGGACUAUAUCGAACAGACGUCUGAGCCUCUAAAGACUUGUGAGAGCUGAAUGUAAAUGUCCAGUCCGGCCCAGCUAGCGAGGUGACCUGAGGGACUGUUGCGCCGUGUAUUCAUGCCUGCUUGUCGUCCAGAGUUGAAGAAAGUCUGCAGCAUGCAUGUCGUUGAGUCCUUACGUAACUCUAAAGCCGGCGCGUGAUGUGCUCAGUCAGCGCGUUAUGCUGCCUGGUCUUUCCUCUCUAGUCGCUUAUAGACCAAAGGUUACGCCAUCAGAAAUAGCUUACAGGAGCUUAUGCAGGAUAACAAUGUAAUGAAAAACUGACACAGUUUGUAUAGUUGCUCUUGAACAUGUAAAAGGUGGACUUCCUGACCUCACCUGGAUAGACUGCGUCAGUCCGGCCUCCAAUGCUCUGUUUGGCAGUAUAAACUAAAGUCACAAUCACCUGCUGAAAUGGCGUUUGGCAGUAACCCUACUCUAACCCAACUCAAAGAAAGGAAGCAGCAAACUGGGCAUGGUGGCCCUGACGUAUUACAACCAAUAGGUCGAUUUUAUGAAGAACUCGACAGGUGGUUUCAAUGCGAUCCAUUAGUGUAAGUCUCAGAGCUGCCAAUCGUUGAUCCUGUUGAUCCUUGAAGCUUUUCGAUCGUACGCGAAUGAUGCGUUUUCGUUGAAAACAUCUUUCUGUAGAUAGUCGAAUACGCAAUGUUUCGCUCACAUCUGUUACCAGAACUCAGCUGUUAGACCCCGUUCAUCUGAAAUGAACGCGAAGCUGAAGUGUUUACCCUCAAAAUGGUGUACGUGCUAAUACAGCAUGGACAUAGCUUCGCUUCCCCGCCAUUAUUAUUCGCGAGCUGUUAUCAUCCAUAGCCCAUUCUACGCAUUGCACUUUUUGUUUAUGUUUAGUUGCCGCAGUUUUGUGUAUCUAUGUUCACGUUAUUUAUACACCGCCUUGGUUCUACAAACUGUUUGCAUUUUUUUUAAAUUCUCGUUGCCUACCGUUACACUAAUUGGCGAGAGCGCAAACGGCCUUGAUAUAAUAAAUAAGGACAAUAGUUUAGACACUAUAAGUGCUGCGAAUUCAGAAUUCAGAAUCUCACUGGUUGGUCUACAUUAUGCGGGGCUUGUGAAAGCAAACUUCAAUAUUAUUAAAACUUUGUUUGUUGAUCUUAUUUUAUUUCCUCUCUCUCGCUUAAAUGCAUACAGUAUACAUUUCUGACGCGAGAAACCAACUUUAGAGCGGGAAGUUUUAAUCAAUGCCCUAUAUUGUACUAUUUUCUAUAUUACACUUUAUUUAUUGUUCAUAGAAGGAAAAAUUGGUCGAAUGGAAAAAAAUAUAUUGCAAUGGUUGUAAUGCCCCCGACUCCUACGUCAGUAAUCCGCAUUUGCAAAGCGGGCUUAAAUCGUAGCACGUUUGAAAGUGCGCACGCGCUGCGGAGACGAGCUCGCGAUACGGGACGCUCUCGUGCACAGUUUCCGAACGUUCGAAACUCGUGCGGCAAGUUAUUUACUAUUUAUUUGACAGCUAUAGUUUCCUUUUAUAUACAAAACCCACGAACCAUCACUGUUAUACAUGACACCGCUGUCUACGCGCGUUUACGAUGAUUUUCAAAAGCCUCACGGCGACGCCGACGGCGACGGCAAAAAUACGCCUGGACUGUCCGUGCAGUUGCUAUCGCAAUAAGAAGUGAAGCUAACGUGUUCUCACUGUAAGUACAAGUUACGCAUAUAUGCUGCAAAGCGCGCAGUUAUGGUUUUAAUUUAUUAGAAAUAGCCUGACAGCAACCAUUUCUCUCAUGACACCCUAGCUGAGUGGUACAUAGUCACUAAAAUGCUAUAAUUGAGAGAAAAAGAUAUCCUGCUGCACUUUCUAAACUCCAAUUGGAUCUUACCUCUAGCGUUGAUGCGCUCGGGAUAAGAUAAGCGGUGUUUAGUGCGUGGAUUGUGGACUUGUUACAUCAGCCGAGUGCUGGGCCUUGUUACACGAAAUCUGUAUACGCUUACUUAGUUUGUAUAGAGUCGUUUACCUGUUGUUUCUCCCCGUUUUUUUUUAGUUUUUUUUGUAAAUAAAACAAGAAUAUGCACACGCGCAUACCGAGUUGGUUGGUUGGUCAAACUUUAUUAAACUGUCAUGAGAGACGCGACUGAGGGACAUAUUUUUUUUAACGCACGCGUUGUUCUUUCUUUUAUUUGCUGUUGCUCCUUCCCUACAACGCAUCGCGCGCGAGCGUAGUUGUAUUUGUUUCUUUGUGUCUCUACUGCGAAUAUGUGUCCACCUAAUGAGUUGACUUUCCUUUAUAUACACACCACACGUCACUUUCGAAGAGUGCCCGCCGCGUAUACGUUAUACAAUCACUCCAGUGAUACAUAAACAAGAGGCCUCUCGAAUCGUUGAGUACGCGGCUGUUUAUAUCUUCUGCCCCCACAACCCUCCCUUCUUUUCACGCCUUUUUUUCCUGUUUUGUCUUCUAUACCUGUUGUUCUGUUAGUGACGUGCGAAGAGAGUUUCUGAAAUAAAAGACAGAAGACCUGAUUCAUUUUUGCGA